Molecule: messenger RNA, 1536 nt
Organism: Quercus robur (English oak)
Lineage: Eukaryota; Viridiplantae; Streptophyta; Magnoliopsida; Fagales; Fagaceae
Exons: 2
Coding region: 1-1536 (511 amino acids)
Molecular function (GO): RNA-DNA hybrid ribonuclease activity; nucleic acid binding
Source: RefSeq, a predicted model, not a curated record
AUGCCCGGUUUGGAUCCUAACCUAGUAGCACAUGCUCUCAACGUGGAAUCAGGGGCAAAGCCAGUAGUACAGCCCAUGCAGACCUUCCAUCAUGAUGUUGAAGCUCAGAUCAUUCAAGAAAUCCAAAAACUUCUCACGGUUGGGUUCAUCAAGCCUAUCAUGCACCCAAAGUGGCUUUCAAAUAUUGUACUGGUCAAGAAAAAGAAUGGGCAAAUACGAUGUUGUGUUGACUUCCGGAAUCUUAAUAAAGCAUGCCCCAAAGAUGAAUUUCCACUUCCUAACAUGGAUAUGCUUGUUGAUUCAGCUGCUGGGCAUGCUAUGUUUUCAUUCAUGGAUGGCUUUAGCGGCUAUAAUCAGAUCAGAAUGUCAUCCAAAGAUGCAGCCAAAACAGCCUUUCGAACUCCUAUUGGUAACUUUUAUUACACCGUCAUGCCCUUCGGUCUCAAAAAUGCCAGAGCCACAUAUCAAAGGGUUAUGACCGCAAUCUUUCAUGACAUGAUGCACAAAGAGAUUGAGGACUAUGUGGAUGACAUUGUUGUGAAGUCAAAAACCAGAGGAGAUCAUCUUGCUAUCUUACGAAAGGUUUUCGAAAGGUGUCGACUUUACAAGCUUCGCAUGAAUCCACUUAAAUGUGCUUUUAGAGUUACGGCUGGGAAAUUUCUAGGAUUUCUUGUACAUCAAAGAGCAAUCACCCCAACAGCUGUAAGGGGUCAAGCCAUCGCUGAUUUGUUGGCAAAUUUUCCUGGCGAAGACAGCUGGGACAUCACUGAUGAUGUGCCUGGAGAACUGCCAGCAAUUGCACUAGUGGAAACAGUUGGGGCAGCUUGGACUUUACAUUUUGAUGGAUCCUCUACUACUUCUAAAGGAGGGGUUGGAAUAGUCUUAUCCAAGAGUACCGGAGAAACAAUGAGUAUGUCAUUCAAGCUUGAUUUUCCAUGCACUAACAAUAUGGCUGAAUAUGAAGCAUAUCUCACGGGCCUAGCGGUAGCUCGUGAAAUGGGCAUUAAACGUCUUCGAGUAAUUGGAGACUCAAAUCUGGUUAUUUGCCAAGCUAGAGGAGAUUUUGCACUCAAGGAACCAUCUUUAGCUCUAUAUAGAGCUAUGGCUCAAAGGUUGGAGGACUUUUUUAAAGAAUUCAAUAUUGAACACUCCCUAAGGUCCGACAAUUGCUUUGCUGAUGCUCUAGCUAUAUUGGGAUCAAAAAUCAGAUUUGAAGGUGCAACCACAGAUGUUACUAUUGUGAAAAUGCCAAUCCCAGUGUUACAAAUGCUGAAGGAAGAAUUAUCUGAUCAACCGCUGGGACAUACAGAGUGGCGGUCUCCCAUUAUAGAAGCAUUAUUAUCACCGGAUGAGAAGGAUCAUUUGAAGAUACUCAAAGAUUAUGCUCUAAUGGUAGGGGAACUAUACAAGAAGCUACCUGGAGGAGUUCUAGCUAGAUGCUUGAGCCCUGGCGAGUCCAUUAAGCGAUUAAAUGAAGUUCAUGAAGAAUCUUAUGGUCCCAGCGGUUCUAUCAGUCUCUACAGACGCCUCCAGUGA